ACGAAUCUUAUAUUCGCAUCUCUGCAACAGCGGCCAGGACGAUUCGGGACGAAGUUGCGUGCAGAAGCACGGAAGAUGAGAGUCUUAAGGUAAAGGUAGUACUAGAUGAUUGCCUAUCACCGUCUCAAAAACGACUACGAGAUCUUCUCUUUAUACACUGCUGGUACGUAGGACGCCUCUUCUGCUCUAUACUUUCGUUGGGAGCAGCUGCUUACUUCAUAUUGAGAUCGCGCUUCUGUUGGCUUGGUAGUGCAGAAGGUCCUUCAUGAUUUGUGCUCGAUCAGACAUUCGCCUCUAACUCUAAGAUGAAAGAGAAAUAUGCGUCACAGUAUUUGAACUUCUACAUACUUUCGUUAGGAGCUUACUUCAUAUUGAGAUCUAAGUCUAAGAUGAAAGAGAAAACGUUACAAUUCUUGAACUUCGAUGCACAAAGAAGAUGAUUACCACUGCCAAACUCACUAAUCAUUUUGUUCCUUUUGAGCUUCCUUGCAGUUACUAGUUUCUUCUUCUCCAUCCGUGUUUCUAAUCAUGCAAGAAGGAGAGAGGCCAUGAUCUACGUGAAGAAACCCGCCCCUCCCUUGGGUAGGAACCUCGACGUCGAGGAAACUGCUAUCGAGUCUCCAACCACGGUCUUCCAAGCGCUCCGAACGUGGCUAGACCUAAUGGAGCAGAUAGUAAGGACUGAACUUCCUUGUCAGCGGAUUGGUGGUGGAUAACAAUUAGUAAGGACUGAAAACUUCCUCGUCAGCGGAUUGGUGGUGGGUGGCGCUUGGUGGCAGGCGGCUGUCGCGAUAUGCAGUAUAGGAUAGAAACGUCGUAUCUUUAGCAAUUCUUCAUAAGGCCGUAGGAAUUCGUCUUGAUGAGUUUCAAGAAACACGGCCAGAACUUCGGAAAAGGCGCCUAUAUACCUCCAGAUUAUGUCUACUUGUUGUAUUAAACUGACCUUCUAUAUAAUUUUUUAAAAGCGUCAAUUGAGAAAUGUCAGCAACAAGGCUGUCGAUGUGUGUCUAUUCUCCUCUUGAUGGCCUGCAGAUUCUGAAUAUGAAAGGACUUUAGCAAGUUGUUAUAAAGAAAAAUGGAGUUCGAUUUUUGAUGAUAGAGAACCGGCCCCGCGAAUGGGUAAACCCCUACUACUAAGCUUUAUUUCCCUAAGAAAAAUGGAGUUCGAUUUUUGAUGAUCAUAGAGAACCGACCCCGCGAAUGGGUAAACCCCUACUACUAAGCUUUAUUUCCCAUUUCUAGUGAACAUAAUGACCGCAAGUUUUCCCCUCUCAUUGUCCUUGUAACAGAGACUCUUUUGAAUAAAUCGUGAAUCGUGGGACGACACCGAC
This is a messenger RNA of Amoebophrya sp. A25, 1331 nucleotides long. Lineage: Eukaryota; Dinophyceae; Syndiniales; Amoebophryaceae. The record is from the annotation of a GenBank genome assembly.